Dicentrarchus labrax (European seabass) is the source of this 1107-nucleotide messenger RNA. RefSeq names its product lens fiber membrane intrinsic protein-like. The coding region runs from base 18 to 797 and encodes 259 amino acids. NCBI's taxonomy places the organism in Eukaryota, Metazoa, Chordata, Actinopteri, Moronidae. Gene Ontology annotation, molecular function: structural constituent of eye lens. The record is from RefSeq and is a predicted model, not a curated record. The transcript has 5 exons. Gene Ontology annotation, cellular component: plasma membrane.
CACACACACACACUCAAAUGUACAGGGUCACAUGCACUGUGGCCCCUACGGUGUCUCAUUCAAGUGCAUCCCACACAGGGAGACUGAUUGCUGCAAAGGAUUUUGCUUUCAUCGACAGAAAAAAACGAGGCGACAACUUUUGUGGUUGUAGUAUUGUCAGUGACUCUCUCUCUUUCACCCCAAGUGAGCAACAGGUCUCUCUCUCUUCCCCUCUACCCGUUUCUAUCUCUAACUCAGAAAGUUGCUCUUCAGAGGCCCCGUUAACUCAUCUCAAGAUGUACAGCUUCAUGGGAGGGGGCCUGUUCUGUGCUAUUGUUGGUAAUAUCCUGUUGGUGAUCUCCACUGCAACCGACUACUGGAUGCAGUACCGUCUCUCUGGAAACUAUGCCCACCAGGGUCUGUGGAGGUACUGCAUGUCCAACAAGUGCUACAUGCAGACUGACAGCAUAGCUUACUGGAAUGCCACCAGGGCCUUCAUGAUCCUUUCAGGGAUGUCGUGCUUCGCAGGCAUCAUCGCUGGCAUCAUGUCCUUUUCACACUUCUCAUCCUUUGAAAGAUUCAAUCGCUCCUUUGCUGCAGGAAUCCUGUUUUUUGUCUCCACUUUCUUUGUUCUGCUGGGUAUGGCCAUUUAUACUGGAGUGACAGUCAACUUCCUGGGCAGGCGCUUUGGUGACUGGCGCUUCUCCUGGUCCUACAUACUGGGCUGGGUGGCCAUGCUCAUGACCUUCUUUGCAGGUAUUUUCUACAUAUGUGCCUACAGAAUGUGUGAAUGCAGGAGAGGAAAUGGCCCCCGCUAGAGGGAGACAAAUAGUUUGUUUUAACAAAAGAGGACAAUACCACUUUUGAAUUAAGGACAAACAGAAGCCACUCUUGACUGAUCUACUGAAGAGAUGACGUCUGAUGCUGCUCCUGGAGACCUUCGAUGGUCUGCGUAACAUUUUUUCUAAAAGUCUUAUUUUUAAAAUAUGGGUUGUUUUUAGGAAUAUAGUCAUGAUGAUAGCACAGAGGAACACUUAAUAAAACUGAUCAUGUUGUAACGGGAUAUUGGUAUUAUUUAACUUUCUAAAUCCGAUUAUUUUGGCACAUUCAAUAAAGUUGGUCCUCAAA